AUGGCUGGAAACGCGUGGAGGUCAACGAUUAUAAAUCUACUGGAGAGAUACGGUUUGUGGAUAAGUAACAAGAACAAAACGCAGGAAGUGUCCCGAGUCAUGGGGGCAAUGAAAAGCCAAGCCCCCCAUCCCCGUACUUUCACAAGAGGGAUGCAGACAGUAACACUAAUCCCUGGAGAUGGCAUCGGCCCAGAGAUCUCCACUGCUGUCAUGAAGAUAUUUGAAGCAGCUAAAGUACCCGUCCAAUGGGAGGAAAGAAAUGUUACUGCCAUUAAAGGACCAGGGGGCAAGUGGAUGAUUCCUCCUGAGGCGAAAGAAUCCAUGGACAGGAGCAAAAUUGGACUGAAAGGACCCCUGAAGACCCCCAUUGCUGCCGGUCACCCAUCCAUGAACCUGUUACUUAGGAAGACCUUUGACCUUUACGCUAAUGUCCGCCCGUGUGUGUCCAUCGAGGGCUAUAAAACCCCGUACACCGACGUGGACCUGGUGACCAUCCGAGAGAAUACAGAGGGAGAGUACAGUGGCAUUGAACAUGUGAUAGUCGAUGGAGUCGUACAGAGCAUUAAGCUGAUCACGGAGGAGGCCAGCAGACGCAUUGCUGAGUAUGCAUUCGAAUACGCCAGGAAUAACCAAAGAGCCAGCGUUACGGCUGUUCACAAAGCCAACAUCAUGCGUAUGUCUGACGGGCUGUUCCUGAGGAAAUGCAGAGAGGUGGCUGAAAACUACAAGGAUGUGAAGUUCACAGAGAUGUACCUGGAUACAGUGUGUCUAAACAUGGUUCAGGAUCCCACUCAGUUUGAUGUUCUGGUCAUGCCCAACCUUUACGGAGACAUUUUGAGUGAUCUGUGUGCCGGACUCAUCGGAGGUCUCGGUGUGACUCCCAGUGGAAAUAUCGGCGCUAACGGUGUUGCCAUAUUUGAAUCGGUCCAUGGAACUGCUCCCGAUAUUGCAGGUAAAGACUUGGCCAACCCCACGGCCCUGCUGCUCAGUGCUGUGAUGAUGCUACGUCACAUGGGCCAGCAUGGACACGCAAAGAGGAUCGAGGCGGCCUGCUUCGACACCAUCCGCGAGAAAAAGGUUCUGACCAAAGACCUUGGCGGAAACUCCAAGUGUUCAGAGUUCACGGCAGAGAUCUGUCGAAGAGUACAGGAUAUGGAAUAAGGCAUGGAUCUGUCCAAUGUCAUCGUCACGUGUUAGGGGGCUUACUCCCCAAAGAACACGCAUGGAAAAACGUCGAAUCUGUCUUCAUAUCAUUCUCUACUCUGCGCACAAAGCUACUCUAAAUGUCUGUGUAUCUAAUGAAAACAACUCCAGGAGAAGGACUGCUUGAAUGUCCUCUCCCUCCAGAACACAAAGGCACUGUCUUAAACCUGUGUCCUAUGGUUAGUGUGUUUGUGAGAUGUGUUUUAUUCUUUGUUAAAAAAGAAGAAAGAAAAACUUCAUAAUCUCUAUUUAUUGACUGGAAAUCUCUAUGGUUAUGUCCAUUUCAACACAACUUUGCCAUUUUGUCAUUUUAAUGGCUAAUA
This is a messenger RNA of Chanos chanos (milkfish), 1526 nucleotides long. RefSeq names its product isocitrate dehydrogenase (NAD(+)) 3 catalytic subunit alpha (gene idh3a). Lineage: Eukaryota; Metazoa; Chordata; Actinopteri; Gonorynchiformes; Chanidae. Gene Ontology annotation, biological process: isocitrate metabolic process; tricarboxylic acid cycle. Gene Ontology annotation, cellular component: mitochondrion. The record is from RefSeq and is a predicted model, not a curated record. The transcript has 12 exons. Gene Ontology annotation, molecular function: isocitrate dehydrogenase (NAD+) activity; NAD binding; magnesium ion binding. Bases 1 to 1161 code for a protein of 386 amino acids.